AUUAAUCUAAUCUCAUUUUCGUUUUCAUUUUCAUUUCCAUUUUCAGUCUCAUCAUCUUUAUCUGUUUCAAAUCCUCCUAUUUAUAAUGGCAGUCGAGGAUAUUUUUGUUAAUGGUGCAUCAGGAACACUGAAACACCUGGUUUCUGUUAUUGCUAGUGAGAUCAGUCUUGUUUGGGGUGUCAAGGAUGAGCUGAAAAAGCUUAAAGACACAUUGGAGUUGAUCGAAGCUAAAACAUCUGAUGCAGAGAGGAAGCAGUUAAAUGAUGCUGAAGUUUCACUUUGGUUAAAAAGGCUUAAGGGAGCUGCUUAUGAUGCUGAUGAUGUUCUGGAUGAAUAUUCCUACGAAGCUAUGCGCCGAUCUGAAAAAAACAGUAAGGUAAAAGAUUUCUUUUCAUCCUCCAACCAAGUUAGAUUUCGUUUUAAAAUGGCUCACAAAAUUAAAGCUAUCAAUAAGCAGUUCCACCAAAUUGCAUCUGAUAUGAAAAGGUUUAGUUUUGAUUCGACUAGCUAUGGAACCAGUCGAUAUGAUGACCAAACUAUUGAAAGACGUAAGCGCCUGACUGCUUCAUUCUUUGGAGAUGAUUUAAAAUUUGUAGGAAGAGAGCAUGAUAAGUCAGAGAUAAUAAAGAUGUUAACUACAUCUAUAUCAUCAUCUUCUGUAAAUUCUAAUCAACAAGAAAACGUCUCUGUCAUGUCCAUUGUGGGUAUGGGAGGGCUAGGAAAGACAACUUUGGCUCAAUCCAUAUACAAGUCAGUAGGAGAACACUUCAAAACGACAAUAUGGGUUUGUGUGUCUGAUGAGUUCGAUGUUUACAACAUCUUACUAAACAUUAUGGAGUCGAUUACUAAUUCUAAAUGCCCUGAAUUUUCAAACAUUAAUGUAUUGGUUAACAAAGUUACAGAAGAACUGAAAGAUGAACUUUAUUUGUUGGUACUUGAUGAUCUGUGGAAUGAGGAUUUCAUGGAAUGGAAUAAACUUAAGAGUGUCCUAGAUGUCGGCGCUGUUGGCAGCAAAAUUAUUGUCACAACACGUAAACAACUAGUUGCAUCUGUGGUGCAAGGUACACUUCCUCCGUACAACCUCGACGUAUUAUCAGAAGCUGAGUGUUGGUCAAUUAUCAAGAAGAAAGCUUUUUCUCCAGGUGGAGCAUCUGAGACUGCAAACAUGAAAAAUAUAGGGAAGCAAAUAGCUAAAAAAUGUGGAGGUUUGCCGCUCGCAGCCACCUUUUUCGGUGGUCUUAUGCACUCACAGAAUGAUGAAAGUCAUUGGUUAUCUAUCAGAGACAAUAAAAGCUUAGAAACCCCAAAAUCGCAAGGUAGUGGAAUCAUACCAAUAUUGAAAUUGAGCUAUGAUAAUUUGCCCAUCCAUUUGAAACAGUGUUUCUCGUAUUGUUGUUUAUUUCCCAAAAAUUGGGUGUUUAACAAAGAAACAUUGAUUCGACUGUGGAUGGCGGAAGGCUUCCUUCAGCCAACCCAUCAAAACUCGCUCGAAGAUAUUGGUAAUGAUUAUUUCCUUAGUUUGUUGUCUAACUCUUUCUUUCAAGAUGUGGAAAAAGAUGACUUAGGUGACAUUCAAGCGUUCAAAAUGCAUGAUUUAGUGCAUGAUCUUGCACGAAGCGUCGUUGGCAGCCAUGAAGUCACGAUUCCGAAUGCAAGGGAAAUGCAAAAUGAUGUAUCUCAAAUUCGUCGUCUACAGUUAAUUAUGGAAGGAGAAGUAUCAACAACAGAUUCCAGUGUCUUUAUCAAUGCAAAACAAUUGCGCACGGUAUUUUACCAAGGUGGGUGCUUUUCUUUUUGGAAGUCACGUAGUAACAAGCGUUUACGUGUAAUAUAUCCACUUGGUUAUGGUGGUCAGCGGCAUCUACCUUCUUUUAGUUUUAACUUUAAGCCCGCAAAGACUAGUCUGGAGACUCUAUCUUUCCCUUAUAUCCAUUUGAGGUACCUUGACCUCCGGUUUUCUAGAAUUGAAAAUGUUCAUAUUGCGUCCAUAAGUCGACUCUACAACCUUCAGACUCUCAACCUUGUUAGUACCCAAAAUGUUCACAUGGUUCUCAGCAGAAUUGGUUCGUUGAAAAAGUUACGACAUUUGGAUCUUUCUCAUUCGGAUGUUGAAGUGUUACCGGAUGCUGUAUCUAGGCUCACCAAUUUGCAGAGUUUAAAUACUUCUUCUACGAGAAUCAAAGACUUACCCAAAAAUAUCGUGCAUCUCCAGAACCUGCAGACUAUCAAUAUUUCAGAUACAAAAAUCACAGAAUUACCCGACUCAAUAACUUGCAUCUAUAAUUUAAAGAGGUUGGAAUUCAAGAAGAGCUCGGAAUUAAAAAGAAUGCCUCGCAAGUUUGGAACUUUGAGACAAUUAUUGCCCGAGCCUUUGACUAGUAACCCCGGAAAAUCAGAGUCAGUGAACCCUGAAAAUUUAGUCGAGCCUUGCGAGGAAUUACCUUGCAAGAUUCCCAAAGAUAUUAAGAAUUGGGUGGAAAUGAGAUAUCUGAGAUACUUCGGCGAGACUAGAGGUAUAGAAAUGCUAAGUCGCCUGGAAGUAUUAGAUUCUUACUAUGUCAGGAAACAGGACGACAACAUCGGCAGUGGGAUUGAAGAAUUAGCAAACUUAAAUUCCCUUUGGAAGUUAGAAAUAAGACAUUUGGAAAAUGUGCAAGACAAAGUAGACGCGGAGAGGGCAAAGUUAAAAGACAAGCAAAACAUUCGAGAACUGGGUCUCCACUGGGAAAAAUGGGAAGCACAAGAAGAAUUGGUUGCUAAUAAUCCUAUUAUGGUGUUAGAUGGCCUCCAACCUCACUCUAAUGUAAGAGAACUGAAAAUACAUGGAUUCUCGGACUCAAAGCUUCCGAAGUGGAUGGGUUCAUUUUCUAGUCUUCCAAAUUUAGUGAAACUAAAUUUAUCAAAUUACAGUAGAUGUGAGAAGCUUCCUGCACUUGGAACGCUCGCAUGUCUUAAGGUUCUUUGGAUAAAUGGAAUGAAUUCCGUCAAGUGUUUCGGUGAAGAGUUUUAUUUCCAAGAAGUGGAAGAAGAGGACAGCAAAGGUUCUGCAAAAGCUACUGCAACAACAACAUCGUCAUUCCCGUCGCUGAUUGAGUUGAGAAUUGAAUAUAUGAGAAGUUUAGAAAUGUGGGUGGCCCCUCCACCACCUUACAACUCAUUCCCUGUCCUUGAGAGUCUAUUUAUAACUUGGUGCCGAAGAUUGACAUCUGUACCAGAUUUACAAUUAUGGACUUCUCUCAGGAAGUUAAGUAUCUGCAGAUGCAACAAACUGGAGGAGUCAAUACCGUAUGAUUUCAAGAAAUCCCUCACCUUUCUGGAAGAACUAUAUCUUGAUGAUUUCCUGUGUAGUGAUAGGAAUAAUUUGGUCAAGGAGAUGAACUAAAUUAGCUUGCGCUGCUACAGUUCAUCAGCAAGUCCUAUAUUCACUACAACUACCAACAGGAUUCAACGGGAACUUGAAACAAACCUACUUGCAGUCGAGGAGUGAAGAAACUGGCAGACGGAGUGAAUGUUUUAAGGUUAGGGGUGAGCGUCACUUUUGAGCACGAGCCCAAAUAUUCACAGAGAGCUAUAUCCUCGCAAAGUGGUACCCAUGUCUUAUUUUGCUUGCAAAGUGGGGUUCAACAAUGACGUGAGAAAUAUUCUCCCGGACACAUCUUUUAUCUUUGUUAAUUGAUCUUACCAACUACAAGUCAAGACAGGGUCUUCAAAGUCACUUUCUUCUUUAAAAGUUAGUUUACAUAUCUGUUCCAAUCCAUAUUUGCAAUCUGUAUAGAACUAGAAACAAAGUCAAACUACUCAAAAACUAAAUGGCGGAUCAAGAAAUCCAAAUCCAUCAAACAACAUUACUCAAAGAGAUUACUGUCGAAUUCAAUCCAGAAGCAUGUCCUCAUAAAAUGGAAGCAGAAACAAACGAGAUAACUGUAGUUUACGACGAAAGAGAUGGUUCAGCUUGGAGAUCAAAAGGCGAAUACCAAUACGGUACAUUUGGAGCUAAAAUAAAAUGCCCCAGUGGUGAUACAACUGGUUUGUGUUUCACUUUCGAUCUUUCUUCUACUACACCUACAGAAUUUGAGCCUAUACAUUCGAUAAGCUUUUAUUUUCUAGGUGAUAAUAAGAACAUUAUUCUAACUAGUGCAAAUAGUACCGGGAAUGAAGAUAACGGAGAGCAAAAACAUGGAUUAGGGUUUGAUUAUAGUGAAGGGUUUCAUGAUUAUGAAAUGAAAUGGAGUAAAGAUUUUAUUGAAUGGUCAGUUGAUGGUGAAGUUAUUAGAAGAAAUGAGAGACAAGAGGGAAAAGAGUUUAUUAAGAAACCAAUGUCUUUAAGUGGUUCAGUUUGGGAUGCUAGUAUGGUUAAAGAUGGGGAAUGGGCUGGGGAUUAUGAUGGUGUUGAUGCACCUUAUGUUUGUGUCUGGAAUGAUGUUUGUGUCCCGUUGCUAACUGAAGUGGCUGUGGUGGUGACUCCGGUGGAGGAGGAUCCUGAAGAUGAGGAAUCUGUGAAGGUUGAUUUUAGGAGUUUCUUCUAAUGGCUUAAAGCUGCCCUGGUGUGUGUCCGUUUAAUGUAUAGUUUGAAUUUUCUGCUUGCAUUGUGGUAUUGUUGUUUGUGGUAUGUUUGAUUUUAAUCAUCAUUUGCUGAAGAAUUUCUUGUUUGUUAGUAUUUAUUGGACUUUAAUGCCUUAAACUGGAGAUGUUCAUUACAAA
Papaver somniferum (opium poppy) is the source of this 4701-nucleotide messenger RNA. RefSeq names its product putative disease resistance RPP13-like protein 1. NCBI's taxonomy places the organism in Eukaryota, Viridiplantae, Streptophyta, Magnoliopsida, Ranunculales, Papaveraceae. The record is from RefSeq and is a predicted model, not a curated record. The coding region runs from base 86 to 3382 and encodes 1098 amino acids. The transcript has 2 exons. Gene Ontology annotation, molecular function: ADP binding. Gene Ontology annotation, biological process: defense response to other organism.